Messenger RNA from Boeremia exigua, 658 nucleotides. RefSeq lists its product as uncharacterized. The record is from RefSeq and is a predicted model, not a curated record. The coding region runs from base 201 to 557 and encodes 118 amino acids. NCBI's taxonomy places the organism in Eukaryota, Fungi, Ascomycota, Dothideomycetes, Pleosporales, Didymellaceae. The transcript is spliced from 3 exons.
AUUAUCCCUCAGCGCAUCGUUUGCACUACCGAUACCAAGCUCGCCUAGAUCCUGUUUGCUACCGCACUCAUAGAUACCAAGCUUGAGUUUCGCAGCAGCUUAGUUGCAUAUAAAACCAGCAUCCUCCUCGGUCCUCCGCUUCUCCACAACCACCAACUUCCUCGCUCAAUCAACGAUCAAACCACCCCACAUCAAAUAUAAUGGAUUUCGUCAACAAGCUCACCGGUAGCGGUAAUAGCCAGGGUCAGAGCUCCAACGAGCAGACCCAGUCAACCGGAUCUUCUGGACAGCAGCAGAGCGGUGGCUUCCUCGGCGGCAUUGGCGACAAGCUCAACUCAGCUGCUGGUGGUGGCCGCGAGAGCGAGAAGAACGAGGAUUACCUCGACAAGGGUGUGGACCUAGUACAGGAGAAGUUCCUUGGACAAGGUCCUCAAGACAACGAGUCCGCUGUGGAGCAAGCCAAGGACGAGCAGAUCUCCGAUUUCAUUCGAGGACAGUACAAGGGUGCCACUGGUAGCGACAUCCCUAUCAAGGACAAGGAGACCAGGUUGGGUUAGUGAUUAGUUUCUCAACUUUGACGCCUGGCCGACAUGGAGCAGCCUUCAUGGUCAUGAUUUUACGAUAAUUGUAGUCAUUAAUUGACAGAUAAUAAUCUUGA